AUGAAGCUGCCUCGUCUUCAAAGGCAGGAAGAGAUCAGGCGAUGGUACAAAAACCGUAUCAAAGAAGCCGAUGAGAAGCUGCAGAACUCCAACAUCGAUGUAGGCUGUCUUGAUUUCCGUCAUUUGGCGGAACGGAUUAUGGCCGCAGACGGUGCCAUGUUUACUGAAGGGGCAUCCUUCAACCUUCUUCGUCGUCUUGUUGAUGAGCCAGGCGUAGCAGCGAAGAUCGACUGCGUUGUACAAGCAGGAACUCUGGACCUUGCUAAGAUUAUCUUCACAAACCAAUUCAACAUCGCUCUCGACAGAGAGUCCGCUGCAUACGUGCUGGAUAGUUCGCAUCUCUUUCGCAAUUUUGUUGCUGUUCCGACUCACACAUCCCAGUCAAUCUCUUUCUCAUUUGACAAACUGGAAGAGAAUGGCUUUUUCAGUCUUGCAAGAUGGAUCUUAUGUUUCAAUCGUGGCGAAGACCCUUUCAAGGUAGCGGAAGGACAUGUCACUUUGGCGGGUCAGCACCGCGAUGCAACGAUCAAGCUGCCGGAUCUUGCGAUGAUUCUGCUUACAUUUGACUUCGAAGCAUAUCCGAGAGAAACAUCAAAGGUCGAGGUACAAGUCGUGCAGGGAGAGUCUCUGCUUUUCGUACAGUCAGAAAGUGGAAUCCUAGCAUUCCUACCUAAGGAUGGCCAUAUAUACAAGACUGUGGAUCUAGUGGCCCUUCUGACUUCUGUGCAUUAG
Messenger RNA from Fusarium odoratissimum NRRL 54006, 732 nucleotides. RefSeq lists its product as uncharacterized. The record is from RefSeq and is a predicted model, not a curated record. Bases 1 to 732 code for a protein of 243 amino acids. The transcript has 2 exons. NCBI's taxonomy places the organism in Eukaryota, Fungi, Ascomycota, Sordariomycetes, Hypocreales, Nectriaceae.